Molecule: messenger RNA, 563 nt
Organism: Amphimedon queenslandica
Lineage: Eukaryota; Metazoa; Porifera; Demospongiae; Haplosclerida; Niphatidae
Exons: 4
Coding region: 81-563 (160 amino acids)
Source: RefSeq, a predicted model, not a curated record
AUAUUUCGACACUUGAUGAUCUCAAACUAUACUAUAAUGAUGCGUGUACAACAUUUAAUUGUCCAGUUGUAGAGGAUGAAAUGACAAUGCACAUGGAAUUUAAUUCACCUAAAGCUUUCAAUGAUGCCAAGACACUAUGGAAUGCUAUUAGCUUAGAUGUUGGCAAUCGAGAUGCCCCAAGUAACAUGACAGAUGAAAUAUGGGAUUUACCUCCAUUGUUUAAAUCACUAUUUUUUGAAACUGCGAAGUGCUGUAGUUUAGCAUCCCGGCUACGAAACAGUGGAGGCAAAAACUUCUUAUUAAUGUUGCUCCAUACAAUGGUUCUUGGUUAUAAACAGAAAUGGAGAAGUUGUAUCAGUACGACAACCAAUCCUGUUACAGACUGGUGUGGAUUUCCAAGAAAGGACGGUGAAGCAAGAGGCCCAUUCAUUGUAGCAGUUUCAGUAUUUUGCAAUGUAUUCUUGAGGUGGGAUGACUGUAGAAGUAUAGACCUGACUGAAAUAUUUGAUACUGUUACAGUAUAUCUUUUCAUAAAAGACGUUUUGUCUGAUAAAUGGAACUAA